Molecule: messenger RNA, 2633 nt
Organism: Girardinichthys multiradiatus
Lineage: Eukaryota; Metazoa; Chordata; Actinopteri; Cyprinodontiformes; Goodeidae
Exons: 8
Coding region: 726-2279 (517 amino acids)
Biological process (GO): positive regulation of cell migration; platelet-derived growth factor receptor signaling pathway; positive regulation of ERK1 and ERK2 cascade
Cellular component (GO): membrane
Molecular function (GO): platelet-derived growth factor receptor binding; growth factor activity
Source: RefSeq, a predicted model, not a curated record
CUGGUCCAGGGCAUAAGCCACACAGCACUUUGCUCGCUGAUAAGACUCCUUGGAAGAAGAAGAGAGCAAACCACCAUCCUGAGCUGCCGCAGUACAUUUCAGCAGUGGAGCUGGUUUCUGAGACGCUUCACGGUUAAUGGAGGAUGGACAUUAGACUGAUGGAAAGAGAAGUCGAUUUAAAAUUUUUUUUUUGUUUGUUUUGGACUAUUUUAAAAAUUCAUGUUAACAUCGGAAUGCUUAAAAAAAAACGUUUCGUAGCUCUGCUCCUAUUCGUUCGUGUCUCUUCGUGAAGUUUGAACCUUUUUGCAUAGGAAUGUCUCUUAAUAUUUUCAUUUAUUUUUUUAUUUAUUGAAUUUUGAGCUCUCUUUUUUCCCCUGAAGCUACACAAGGAAAAUUGAACACUGAGUGGUUUUAUAAACAAGUUUAAGAAAAACAUAUUGGGUUUUAGAAAGAAAAAAAAGCCAAGAAGUAAAAGCUGGAGCUGUAUUAUCGCAACGGGUUUACGUUUUGAGUGGGACUGAACGAGUUUGGAGCACCUUUUUCCUCCGCGGACUCUGCUAAGGGGGUCACGCAGCAGGACAGAGCUCACAGGCGCGCGUAGUUCCGCGAGGGGAGCCGCUGCCUCCUCCUCCCCCUCCUGCCCGCGCGCCGUGCUGAGGAGAGAGGCUCGCUCGCGCUUCCAUAAAUGCCCGGUCCGUUGGAGAGGCUCGAGGCUGGGCAGCAAGAUGAGCUCGUGGGUACAGCUGCUGCUGCUCGCGUUGCUGGCGGCGUGUGCGGAGUUUGGCGUGGCCGAGGAGGACGCUCUGCCUGCAGCCCUGGUGGAGCUGGUUAGAAACAGCCCUAUCACUUCCAUAGAGGACCUCCAGCUGCUGCUGCUCACUGACUCCGUAGAUGAGGAGGAAGGUAACUCUGCAGCCAAUGGAGGUCACAGAUUACCACGGAGCCUCGACGCUCAGCCCGCCCAGCAGGCUCAGUGUAAAGUUCGCACAGAAGUGGUCGAGGUCACCAGAGCCAUGUUAGACCGCAGCAAUGCCAACUUUCUGCUGUGGCCUCCGUGUGUGGAAGUUCAGCGCUGCUCUGGCUGCUGCAACACCAAGAGCCUGCAGUGCGUUCCCGUUGUCACGCACACCAGAUACUUGCAGGUCAUGAAGAUUGAGUACAUCAACAAAAGACCCACUUAUGGUAAAGCUAUAGUGUCAGUCGUGGAUCAUGUGGAGUGCAGAUGUCAGUCUGCUCAGCGUGCUGCUGUACUCAAGAAGAAAUCCUCUCACAGACUGCACAGUCACCUGCAUCAAAAUCAGACACACAGCCCAGGAUCUGUGCAAGGACAGGUGAAGGUGCACUCCAAGAAUAAACUCCAUCAGUUGGAUGAGCUGAAACAAAAUCAGAGGGCUGAUCUGGAGGAUUUCCUGGAACAGCAAUGGGACCCCAGAGGAGACACCAUUCAUCAUCCUGGAGAUGGGUACAGUGUUGCUGGAGAAGACGUGUCUCUGUCUGAGGAGACUGUUUUCUUUCCUCCGCACUGGGCUCAUAACUUUACCAGGGUUCUUGGGACGGAAGAUCAAAUGGAGGCACAGGAGAAUGUGGGGAGCAGGAAUGUUGAGGUUUCUAAAGACAAAUCAGGACCCUCUAUGGGUGAUGUGGGUGUGGAAGCAAAGACAAGGUUGGGAGAAGACGGGUUAAACAGCACUGAAGGCAAUACUAAAACAGGACACAAAGACACACAAACGCAUAACCCUCUAGGGCAAGAUGACAAAUCCAAACCUUUUAGAAGCCAUAAUGGUGUUGCUGAGAAGCCUCAAGCCAUGUUCAAUCCUAGUGAGGAAACCCUCAUUGAAGUAAAAAGCAUGUUCCGACCGACCAAAGAACCAAAUCCAGAGCCUCGACAACUGGCAGGAAGGAGAGAAAAUGAGACUCCGGAUGUGGAAAGGAUGUUACAAACCGAGGAGGAAAAAUUAGAGGCUGAGAGAAAAGAGCUUCUCCUUCUCCACAAAAGGUUGGAUGAAGAGAAGGAAUUACUGCGACAGCAGAAAAUGAAGCAGGAGGAGGAGGAAAGGCUGAAAGAAAAGGAGACACACAGUCAACAUCUCCAACAUAGGAAACAUCAUCAUCUGCAUACAACAUCAAAAACAGAGACAACAACAACCACAGCUACUACACAGAAAGCAUCGGCUUCAACAGAACCCAGACGCCCAGUUCGUCCAAACCCUCCAAAACGAAGAAUGAGGAAGAAUCGCAUACGGAUCAGCAAGGCAGCAAUGAGAGCAAUGCUCAUGUAGGACUGGAAUUAAACCAGGGACACAUGGAGAAUAUGUUGCAAGGUGGGAAAUAUCCAACGAUAAAGCCAGAUGACUCCUUUGGUUUAAGUAUUUAUUUGUCAGUAACCUGGUUGUCCAGUGAGAUCUCCUUGGUAACACUACUAAUGACUGUCUGCUGAACCUGUAACUGUCUCUGGAUGGACUACAACACAGAUUAAGAGGGAAAAAGGGAAUAUGAACAAAGGAUGGACCUUCUCUGGAACAUGCUUCCUACUCUGAAAAUUUGAUAUUGUGAAGUACCAAAUGGCACCCAAAGACAGACAAAGUGUGCACAAGGUGCACAAGCUCAGUGACUGUGUGGGACUGAAGAAGCAU